Molecule: messenger RNA, 2244 nt
Organism: Naumovozyma dairenensis CBS 421
Lineage: Eukaryota; Fungi; Ascomycota; Saccharomycetes; Saccharomycetales; Saccharomycetaceae
Gene: SPT20
Product: Spt20p
Exons: 1
Coding region: 1-2244 (747 amino acids)
Biological process (GO): regulation of transcription by RNA polymerase II
Cellular component (GO): SAGA complex
Molecular function (GO): transcription coregulator activity
Source: RefSeq, a predicted model, not a curated record
AUGAAUGCAAAUUCUGCUAACGAUGGACAUCAUUCCUUCGGUAUACCUGUCAACAGUCCAGGUAAUCAAAGUCCUCCAUCGAAUAUAAGCUCACCUCCUUCAACUAUUCCAAGUAAUAACGUAGCAGGUGCAAUGUCUAUACCUCAAGGUAACAUUGGAGCACCUGUGAAUCCCGAAACAAGGAAGGCAAUGUUAAUGCAACAACAAAAGCUUCAACAGCAGAAACAACGAUUGUUACUUCAACAACAACAGCAGCAAGCCUUACAUAAUUUUGAAAACCAGUUUUACCAAUUAUUGAUGACAAUAAAUAAGAGGCCUAAACGAAUUUACAAUUUUGUGGAAGAUACUGAUUCAAUCUUGAAAAAAUAUGAACAAUAUCGUCCAAGUUUUGAAUUCCAUAUUUAUGAAAACAAUUAUAAAAUUUGUGCCCCAGCAAAUACCAGAUUACAACAACAACAAAGAUCCCCUGAAAUAUCCAACGGUGGUUUGGUAUUAAAUAAAAAUAAUGAAACUUUAAAGGAAUUCUUGGAAUAUGUCGCAAGAGGUAGAAUCCCAGAAGCAAUUAUGGAAGUCUUAAAAGAUAGUAACAUUCAAUUUUAUGAAGGAAAUUUAAUUCUUCAAGUUUAUGAUCAUACAAAUACAGUGGAUAUCAAACCAAACGAAACGAAGCAACAGCAACAGCAGCAACAGCAGCAACAGCAACAGCAACAACAACCGAACCAACCUCAGUCAUUAAAUGCUACCUCUCAGAAUCAAAACAUCAAACAAGAAUCUAAUGUUCAAUCGUCGCCUCCAGUAUCAAAUAACGCAGUAAAUAAACAACAAUCUCCUGCACAAUCGUCACCAUCAUCCACUCAAAAUCAACAGCACCAGCAGCAACAACAGCCAACUAUAAAACGACCUAGAGUAUAUAGAACAUUACUUAGACCGAAUGAUUUGACAAAUUAUUACGAUAUGAUGUCAUAUGCAGAUUAUACAAGAUUUUCAGACGGUGUCUAUCAACAAUUAGAAUCAGAAAUACUAUCGUUAACAAAACGUAAUUUAAAUCUUUCAGUCCCAUUGAAUCCAUAUGAACAUAAAGAUAAAUUAGAAGAUGAAUUAUUUACUGAACCAUAUUGGGACUCCAAGGAAAGUAAAAUAAUACAUACUUACAGAGAAGAAUGUAAAUUAGAUGGAACAAAGGGACAAGUUGGUCACAUUGAAGAACAUGAAGAAUCACCUCAACAUUCAUCAAACUACGAACAAUUGAUGUUGAUUAUGAGUGAAAGGACAUCAACUACUACAAAUUCAACUUUUGCCAUAACAUUAGCUAAAAAUUCUUCAAAGGCCAAUGCUGGUAUUAAUACAGCAAAUGCUUCUUCGAAAGGCAAUAAUAACACGUCAAAGGCUAGCAGUAUAUCGGCAAGUAAUUCUGGCGCUUCCGGUGGUCUGUUAUCAGCAUCAAAUUCAUCAAACUCAGUAAGUGCGAACCAAGUAUCCAUCAGUGCAGCGGGUACUAAUGUCGCGAAUGAAAAUAAUCAAUUCAGUAGAUUAAAAUUCAUUGAACAAUGGAAAAUAGCUAAAGAGAAGAGGAAAUUACAACAACAGCAACAAUUUAUGAAUAAUAAUAAAAAUAACUCUCAAAAUAGACCUACAUCUGUGAUAGGGUCUGCUGCUGCUGGAAGUGCUAUGGCAACACCAUUUAAUGCCAAGAUUUCAAUGACAGCACCUUCUUCAGCUCAAGGCCAACAACAACAAAAGAAUCAAAAACAACCCGGGAAAGGUACCAAACGUGGUGCUGGAAAUAAAUCUGCAAGUGAUACACCAAAGCCAAAGAAACCUCGUAAAAACAAAGAAAAUACAAAUACAAAUACGAUACGAGUUCAAAUGCAGAUGGUAGCGCUACCACCACCACUACCACUGCAGCUGCGUCUACAAAAUCGGCAGCUCCUAAGAAGAAAAGAGUUACUAAGAAGAAACAACCAGCUCAACCAAAGCUACAGCAACAGCAACAGCGACAAACAGGAACACCUGCUCCGCUGCCACCAUCGUCGAAUGGCCAGGAUUUACCAACAUAAGUUAUUUAUGAGAUUAUAUAUAUUACUAUAUAUAUAUGUUAUGAGCGUCGCGGAAAUAUGGGAAAUGAUUUUUACCUGUAAGCAAGAACAACAACAACAGCAACAACAUAAUACCAUUAUUAUUUAUACGUGUUCAGACAUGUCACAUAUUUAUUUCUACGUUGUACGUACAUGCGCUUUAAAGUAA